Messenger RNA from Phytophthora infestans T30-4, 1347 nucleotides. Its product is annotated as acyl-CoA dehydrogenase, putative. The record is from RefSeq and is a predicted model, not a curated record. NCBI's taxonomy places the organism in Eukaryota, Oomycota, Peronosporomycetes, Peronosporales, Peronosporaceae. Gene Ontology annotation, cellular component: mitochondrion. The coding region runs from base 26 to 1261 and encodes 411 amino acids. Gene Ontology annotation, molecular function: acyl-CoA dehydrogenase activity; flavin adenine dinucleotide binding. The transcript has 3 exons.
CCACGUCCAGCUCAAGCCAAUUGCCAUGCUGUCCGCUACUCGCCGCCUUACGCGAUCUCUGCGUCGCCCUUCUGCACUGGGAUGCCGCCUCGAGUCCUCAUUCGCUCCCCUCACUCAGCUAUCCGAGGAGGAAACCAUGUUCAAGGACACAGUCGCCCGGUUCGCGGCUGACGUGGUAGCUCCGAAUGUCCGCGCCAUGGACACAGCGGGGGAGAUGGACCAUGCUAUCACACGAGGACUAUUCGAGAAUGGACUGCUGUCGGUAGAGAUCCCAGCAGACUACGGAGGUAGCGAGGCCUCGUUCAUGAACCUCUGCUUGACUAUUGAGGAGCUGUCCAAAGUGGAUCCCGUCGUGGGACUGCUCGUGGAUCUACAGAACACAGUUGUGAACAACGUCUUCCUGGUGCACGGCACGGACGAGCAGAAAGAAAAGUACCUGCCGAGACUCAGCGCGGACAUGAUCGGCAGUUUCUGUUUGUCAGAGGCUGGAUCAGGUAGUGACGCGUUCGCGCUGAAGACACGGGCGGAGGCCUCGCCGGACGGGAGCUACUACUCCAUCACUGGUCAGAAGAUGUGGAUCUCCAACGCCGAGUACUCUGGCGUGUACUUGGUGUUCGCCAAUGUGGACCCGUCCAAGGGCUACAAGGGUAUCACGUGCUUUAUCGUGGACCGAGACAUGGAAGGACUGGAGAUCGGUAAGCCCGAAGAGAAGCUCGGCAUCCGCGCAUCGUCGACAUGUCCCGUCACACUGACGGAUGUGAAGGUCCCGAAGGAGAACAUUCUGGGAGAGCUGGGCAAGGGAUACAAGAUCGCAAUCAGCACGUUGAAUGAAGGACGCAUUGGCAUUGCGUCGCAGAUGCUGGGACUGGCUCAGGGAGUCUACGACCAGACGUUGCCGUACUUGUUCGAGCGCCAACAGUUCGGCUCUCCCAUCGGAGAGUUCCAGGCGAUGCAGCACCAAUAUGCGGAGGCAGCGCUCGAUAUCGAGACGGCGCGUUUGUUGGUGUAUAACGCAGCGCGUCUCAAGGAUGCUGGCCAACCGUUCGUCAAACAGGCUGCUAUGGCGAAGCUUCAUGCCUCGCGUGUGGCAGAGAAGACGGCAUCCAAGUGCAUCGAGCUGCUUGGAGGCAUUGGCUUUACCAAGUACUUGCUUGCGGAGAAAUUCUAUCGUGACGCAAAGAUCGGAGCUAUCUACGAAGGAACCAGUAACAUGCAGCUGACGACGAUUGCGAAGCUUGUGUCGGAGGAAUACAAGAGGUAAUUGAAUGUCGUGAUCCUGUACUCAGACUUGAUCCUUGUAGCAAACCAAACAAGUAACAUUUCCGGAGAACGAGCGUUAGAACCAGA